UGAGGUCAAUUUGAAGCCUUUUGAUCUUUUCUAAUGGGGAGAAAAAAAAAAUCAGGGCUAGACCACCCCGAACAUCUUUAUGGCGAGCCCUUGAGAUUUCUAUCAGCGGGGUUACUCUACAGCGCAUUCCAAGAUGGCGGACGAUGAAGUAAUAAGAAAAAGGCUGUUGAUAGACGGUGAGGGUGUCGGCGACGACCGUCGCAUCACGACGCUCAUGAAGACGUUUGUAAAAUGGUGUAACAGCACAGACGACGACAAUGAUGCCUCAUAUCAGAAGUUGCUAGCCCAACUGGCCCAAUGUGAGUUUGCCAUGGGAAAGACAGAGAUGGUGCAUGCCAUGAAUGAAAGGGAAACAGAAAACUAUGAGAAAGCUUAUAAAGAAGUUGAACAGAGUAUUACCCAUGCCUACGAGGAAAUAGCAACUUGUAAAACAAAUCUUCAAGAAGCCAAAAGGAUAAGAAGAAACAAACAGGAAUAUGAUGCUUUAGCCAAAGAAAUUACUAAGCACCCUGAAAGGCAAGAGACAACGAGACAAAUCAGUGAAUUGGAGAAGGAUCUUAACUCACUAACAGAAACAAAAGAAUCUCUUGUUUCCAAGCUUGAGCUUAGAAAGAAACAAUUUUACCUUCUUAUCAACACCAUACAUGAGCUGCAAAGGAUGAUUGAUGAUGAAAAAACAGAUGAAGGCACAGCUCUGUCACCUCAGCAGAGUAUCACGUCACCAGGCAAAGUAGCAUUGAUGGACACAUAGCUGACAAAGAAGAUGGGUGCCCAUACGUACAAAGUGUAUACUGUUGGAGCAUACACACAUUUUCGCUAAAAACAAUGCUUCUUCCAUCGUUAGGUUGGGUAAGGAAGUGAUUUUAGUUAAAAAAAAGUGAAAUACUUUGAUUAAAACCUUGCAAAAGCAGCCUUGAAAGGAAGCCUAUCUUAAAAGAAUACCCCUCGAUUUGAGAGGAAAAGAGUGACACUUCAAAGAAUAGUAGCCCUAAAAAUCCCUAAAGGACAAAAACCAUGAUUUUGCAGGCAACUAUUGCCAUGACAGACAUUGAUGUGGCUGUUUUGCUAGAGUCCAUAAUAACAGGAGUUUCUUAUUUCUUUUCUUUUAAUGUCUUGAGACUUUUACAUAAUGGCUUAAUGACAAGAGAUGACUGUAAUUUUUGGGCAUGUAUUUUUGACAUGACAUGUAUUUUUAAGGCAAGAUUAUCAUAAGCUUUUCAAACCUGCAAACUUGAUAUUUAUUAUUGCGACAUCUUGAUCACACAAUUUCAUGAAUAUGUCAAUAUUUCCUUAGAAUAUUAAGACUAAAAAGUAUAAGACGUUUUCUAUAAGCCAUUUAUACCUUUCAAACUGGUUACAUAAAAUAUCUAAUGUACAUAUUGUACUUUAUUGUUAUUAAAACUUGAAUUCACUCUUU
This is a messenger RNA of Nematostella vectensis (starlet sea anemone), 1417 nucleotides long. RefSeq names its product THO complex subunit 7 homolog. The transcript has 8 exons. Gene Ontology annotation, cellular component: THO complex part of transcription export complex. Gene Ontology annotation, biological process: mRNA export from nucleus; mRNA processing. The record is from RefSeq and is a predicted model, not a curated record. Bases 134 to 751 code for a protein of 205 amino acids. Lineage: Eukaryota; Metazoa; Cnidaria; Anthozoa; Actiniaria; Edwardsiidae.